AUGCGGCGGUCGUCGAGCGGCGCUCGCGUGUCGGAGGGAGGGGACGCGGCCUCGUCGUCAUCGGCGGCGGGCCACCACGGCGACGACGCGGCGCUGCCGACGUUCGACCCGCAGUCGGCGGCGGGGCGGCGGGAGGCCGCGCGGACGCGGGCGCUGGGGCGCGCCGUGCACUGCAUCCCGGUCCUGCUGCUCUUCUGCGUCCUCGUGCUCUGGCUCGCCUCCACCUCCCCGGUCCACAUCGACUGAUGAGGGUAUGGCAAGUGGAUCCAAAAUCUGGUUUCCAGAGUUCCGCAAAAAGUACAUUGAAGUAGAUAAGAAAUGAUCACGUAGUACACCUACCAAGGGGGUAUAUCUGGAUAAUCUUUUCACUCCAGAUUGGAGUUGGUGUGAUUUGGCCCACCAUUACAAUUUGUAUACACAAUUCUUUUCCAGCACAAAACAUGUACAUAUACUAUGAUAUUGUUUUAUACAUGUUCUGGUGUAUUCGUAUUCA
This is a messenger RNA of Lolium rigidum, 493 nucleotides long. RefSeq lists its product as uncharacterized. NCBI's taxonomy places the organism in Eukaryota, Viridiplantae, Streptophyta, Magnoliopsida, Poales, Poaceae. The transcript is spliced from 2 exons. Bases 1 to 246 code for a protein of 81 amino acids. The record is from RefSeq and is a predicted model, not a curated record.